Hemicordylus capensis (graceful crag lizard) is the source of this 3241-nucleotide messenger RNA. RefSeq names its product mitochondrial ribosomal protein L39 (gene MRPL39). The record is from RefSeq and is a predicted model, not a curated record. Lineage: Eukaryota; Metazoa; Chordata; Lepidosauria; Squamata; Cordylidae. Gene Ontology annotation, cellular component: mitochondrion. Gene Ontology annotation, molecular function: nucleotide binding; RNA binding. The transcript has 10 exons. Bases 552 to 1460 code for a protein of 302 amino acids.
CCGCAUUGUAUCACUUUAGGGGAAAGUGCUGGAUCCGUUGCCCACCAUUGUGGUGAUCAAAGAGAGAACACAGAUGAGCGAAUGAUUGCUGGAGAGGGAGGGAGCAGCCAUCUUCAACCUCUUGCUUGCUUAUCUGUCUGCACUCUUCCUUUAAACACAAGGGUGAUGAGGGACCCAAUCCUCCACACUGCUCCCCAGAGAGAGAGAACAAAUGAGAAAGAGGCAAAACCAGUGGAUUACUCUCUCUUUUGCAUAGCACAACAGAGCCUUGUAUGGUGCAACACAAAGAGAGGGAAAACUCACCAGCAAACAGCCAUCUCUGCACCUCUCUCUUAGCAACUGUGGUGAGAGAAGUGAUGAUGGGAGAAAAGGAUGAGGAUGGGAGCCAUUAGACCUCGAUGAUUCGACAUGAAAGACACUGUUGUAAAACCUGAAAGGAAAACCAAAGCAAUUUUAAGCAUCACUGAACGAUAUCGGUCCCUCCUCUUCCACACAAAAGAUUUGUUUCAACAGCUCCUGCUCCUCAACUCUCAACAGCUGAGAUUGCUCAGAUGCGCAGUGAGCUUUUUACAAAAGAGAAGGAGAGGCAAUUAUCUCUUUAUCCACGAAUUGAAAAAAUUGAAGUCAAAUAUGUUGGCAAAUCUCACCCAGGCACAUUAUUUAUAAUGAACAAAGGACUUUCCACUCCAUACAGUUGUGCGAUGCAUUUAAGUGAAUGGCACUCUAAGAAAUCUGUACUCGCCCUCGUAAAUGGAGAAGUCUGGGAUAUGUACAGGCCUUUUACGCAGACAUGUGAAAUCCAGUUUCUUACUUUCAAAGACGAAGAUCCAGAGGAAGUUAACAAAGCCUAUUGGCGGUCCUGUGCUAUGAUCUUGGGCUAUGUGCUGGAACAGGCAUUCAAAGAUGAAUACUCAGUCACUCUUGUUAGAGCUCCAGAAGUUCCAGUGAUAUCUGGAGCUUUUUGCUAUGAUGUACUUUUGGACAAUAGGCUUGAUGAAUGGAAGCCCACAGAGGAAAGUUUCCGUUCUCUUACAAAAGAAGUUCACAAACUAAUUCACAAAGACCUGCCAUUUGAAAUGCUGGAUGUUGAUGCAAAAGUAGCACUUGAAAUAUUUCAGCAUAACAAAUACAAACUGGAUAGAGUUGAGCAGAAGGCUUCACAAAAUGCUGAUGGAAUCGUAAGAUUGUAUAGAUUUGGUGACUUUGUUGAUGUUAGUGAAGGCCCCCACAUUCCCAGAACCAGUAUGUGCUGCCAGUAUGAGGUGACCUCAGUUCACAAUCUUGAAGGCAGCCAAUCUGAACUCAUAAGAAGAUUCCAGGGUCUGUCUGUUCCAAUUCACUUAAGGCUUCAUCACAGUGUAUGGUACAGGCUGCGGGAAAGGUCUCAAAAACUAGUCAAUGAAGAUAGAUGGAAAGAAGCAAAAGAUGAAAAUGAAGUAUCAAAUACUGAAUCAGUCUGAGCGGUUCCAAUUUACAUAUAGAAAAAUUAUCACAAUUAAAGUACACAUUCUCAAAGUACCAAUUUCAUUAUUUCAUUCAGAAAGAUUUGAAGAGCCAAAGAGAAGUUUUGACCAGAGUUUUUCAGGCUCUCAAGCAGAAAAAAUGACAAAUGGUUGCCCCGCCCAUCAUAUUAGAGUUUAGGCAUACAUUAAAGUCAUUGGUACAAGCUUCAUGGGUGGUGACGCUCACUGUGUGAACUGGAGCAUCCACAAGCUUUCACUGAAAUAAUCUGAACAGGGUUGCUGCAGUAAAAAUUUGGAGACAUGGGUUUAACUCCUGCUCCUGGUAGAUCAGGCAUGCACAGAUCUGGUAGAUAUUUCCUCCAGUCCUCAUGCCUGUCUAUCGGUCAGUAUUCUUAGUACAACUUGCAAUUGACAUGUAUGGGCAUCACAUUAUGGCAAUAACUGUUUUUGUCAUGCCAAGGUCUGGAGGAUGAUGGGCACUGAGGAUGGUCAUUAAAGGAGAACUACAAGAGUAAGCUCAUAUUGGGCAUGCAUGGACCUGAUGUUGUUCCACAGCAGAAGUUGGAAGGCAUAGGUUCAAAUCCUAUUCCUGGUAGAUGCUGUCUCUACUUCAAUCCAAACCUACUCACAGUCAGCACUUUCUGACAAGUCAAAACUUAAAUGCGUCAGUGUAACAUUUUAAAUAAUUCUGAUGGGCAAAGGCAGGUUAUUUAUGAAAGAAAGCAAUCAAAUAACAAACUGAUGUGACUAGAACUCGAGUCUGCCUUUCAAAAGGACAAAUGUGUAACUUGCCUACAGCAGAGAGAAUGUAUUUACAUUAGCCUCCUUUAGUCUUCAUAGGCCCAUCUUUGAUCUCCACUUCCAUUCAGAAAGCUCUAGGCCUUUGGUUAUGUUGCCCAGUUUGGAACAGGGUCAUAGUCCAGUGUGGAUUGGCAGGCUGAACUAGUAGGUUCAGUUUAUGUGGUCCAUCGCAGUUGGGCAGAGGCAGACUCCUGAUGAAGACAUUUGAAUGACAUCACUUCUGAGUCCCAGUGAUCUAAUCCAGUUAUUCUCAAACUUGGGUCCUCAGAUGUUAUUGGACUUCAACUCCCAUAAUCCCCAACCAAAGGCCACUGAGGCUGGGGAUUAUGGGAGUUGAAGUCCAAUAACACCUGAGGACCCAAGUUUGAGAAUCCCUGAUCUAAUCCAAUCCAAAGUAGCUGUUCCAUUUAUGCCUCAGACCAAGUUGUAUACUGCAGAUGUUGAGCAGUUUUUCUAGUCGCUUUCCCUUUGUCAUGUUCCUGUCUUUAUGCACUCUUUUAAUUGGUACAAGUCUACUUUUGACUGGCCCCUAGUACUGUGGCAGCAGUUCUAUAUGUGUCAUCAGAUGCAUGGGUGGCAGUAUAUUUGGAUAGUGGGAGAAGCCAUGUGGUUGUUUUACUAUUCUUAGUGGAAAGGUGUGGUUGGUUCUAGGCAGAGAUGUGGAUUUUCCAGAAAAUUUUGAAUUGUACAAUUUUCUGGGGGGGAAAUUCCCCAGGCAAUUUUUUAAAUUAUUUGCAUAAAACUUAUUUAAUUUUUUCUCCAAAAAUAGAUCGUAUAUUUGACCUAUGUAUUUAGUAAGAAAACGCUGCUAAAUUCAUUUUCCAUGUUGCAUCUCAAAGUUUUUCAAGAAGCCAAGUAGUUGAACUGAACUAUUUGCUUGCAGGGGUGGGUGAGGAAUCAAUAAAGAUACUUUGUGCUGGUCAUAGACUGUAAUAUAAUUGAACCGAACUGAAUAAAGACACUUAAUGUGGUUUAAA